This is a messenger RNA of Corylus avellana, 1176 nucleotides long. Its product is annotated as Pectin lyase-like superfamily protein. NCBI's taxonomy places the organism in Eukaryota, Viridiplantae, Streptophyta, Magnoliopsida, Fagales, Betulaceae. The record is from RefSeq and is a predicted model, not a curated record. Gene Ontology annotation, molecular function: pectate lyase activity.
AUGGCCACCCAAGCCCCUCUCUCUCUUCUGCUUACAUGUUUUCUAGCAUGCUUUGCUUCAACCUCGGCAGCAGCCUAUUACAACGCAUCACCCUGGAGUUCUUCUUCUUAUGCCCCCAGCACUCCUAACGCCAUUUUGAAUGCAAUAGACUCGUGUUGGCGUACGAAGUCGAACUGGGCAGCCAACCGCCGAGCGUUGGCCGAUUGCGCGGUCGGGUUCGGCAAAGAUGCAAUAGGAGGAAAAUAUGGGAAAAUAUAUGUGGUCACCACACCUGACGACGACGCAGUAUACCCUAAACCGGGCACGCUUCGAUACGGUGUCAUCCAAACGGAGCCGCUUUGGAUUGUUUUCGCCAAGGACAUGGUUAUCAAGCUGGAGAAUGAGCUUAUUAUGAACAGUUUCAAGACCAUAGACGGAAGAGGGGCGAAAGUGGAGAUUGCUAACGGGCCAUGCAUCACGGUGCAACACGUAAGCCAUGUGAUAAUACAUGGGAUCAGCAUUCAUGACUGUAAGAAGGGGAAAUCUAGCAAGGUUAGGAGUAGUCCGACGCAUGUUGGGCGUCGUGGCGGCUCUGAUGGAAAUGCCAUUGCAGUAUUUGCAGCCUCGAAUGUUUGGAUUGAUCAUUGCUUUCUCGCCCGUUGCACGGAUGGGCUCAUUGAUGUUAUUCAUGCUUCCACUGCUAUCACCAUCUCUAACAACUAUUUCUCACAGCACGAUAAGGUGAUGCUGCUAGGACACAAUGAUGCAAAUGCUGAAGAUAAAGUUAUGAGAGUCACAAUAGUCUUUAACCGUUUUGGUGCUGGCCUUGGUGAGAGGAUGCCCAGGGUCAGGUUUGGAUAUGCCCAUGUCGCCAACAAUAAAUAUGAAGAAUGGCGGAUGUAUGCCAUUGGCGGCAGUGCCGAUCCAACCAUCUUCAGCGAAGGAAACUACUUUAUAGCUUCCUUUGCCAAACAGAUUACAAAGAGAGAGACAAAAAAGGGCAACUGGAAUGAUUGGAAAUGGAGGUCUUCUAAAGACGUAUUUGUGAAUGGUGCUUAUUUUGUUCAAUCUGGGUGGGGAAGUUGUGCUCCAUAUUACUCUCGAGCUCAAUCAUUUGCAGUCGCUCAUGGAGUAAUGGUGCCUGCUCUCACUUCCAACGCUGGCCCCCUGAGUUGUGUUGCUGGUAAAGCAUGUUAA